AUGACGCUCUACCGACCAAGCUUAAUCUAUUUCAUCAACACAUCAUUCCGGACAAUAUAUGCCCUCUCUGUUCUACAAAACUUACCUGAUUUCGGAGUGAUCGUUGCAAUCUUGUGGAACAUAUGGAAAGCCAUAAAUAAUUUCAUCUUCCGGCACCACCUUCUUGAUCCACGUAGGGUGGUAGAUCAGUCUCUUGCAACUGCUCAGGCAGCGCCGUCGUCCUCUAUCGCAACCGGCACCACGAAUCAAUCUCAUAUCAGUCCAGCAGAACUCUGGCGACCCCCAGAACCUGGAGCCCUGAAAGUUAACAUAGAUGGGGCAUUUCAACUGGGAGGUUCUGAAGGGACUAUGGCCUGCAUCUUGCGGGAUCAUCAUGGGAGUUUCAUCAAUGGACUUACCCGAAGUUUUCCAGCUUCGUCGGCUUUGCAAGCCGAAUUCCAUGCACUGUCGAUAACUCUUCGCUACUUGAUGGAGAAGAAGCGAGCCUCUGAUCGACUCGUGAUUGGAUCAGACUCCAAAAUCCUCGUUGAUUCGGUGAUGCACCUACUGGAUCCGCCAUGGGAGGUUCGAUCUCUAUUUGCUGAAGCUGCGGCUCUUCUUCGUGAGUUCUCCAAUUUGGGAAUUAGGUUUUGUGAAAGAGGGGCGAAUUUUGGGGCGGAUUGGGCUGCAAAGGCUCAUAAGUCCGGUUCUCUUCCCUCUAACUGGGCCUCCUCGCCUCCUUCUACUUUGUUAGAUAUCUUGUAUGCCGAUGCUCUGGCGGCUAAGUGUAAUAUUCACUCUUUCUAA
This is a messenger RNA of Eucalyptus grandis, 786 nucleotides long. RefSeq lists its product as uncharacterized. The transcript has 2 exons. Gene Ontology annotation, molecular function: nucleic acid binding; RNA-DNA hybrid ribonuclease activity. Bases 1 to 786 code for a protein of 261 amino acids. The record is from RefSeq and is a predicted model, not a curated record. NCBI's taxonomy places the organism in Eukaryota, Viridiplantae, Streptophyta, Magnoliopsida, Myrtales, Myrtaceae.